AUGAAGGUAUCCUGUCCAGGGGCGGUCGGCGGGCUCGUUAUCCUGUGCGCGGCUCAGCUCGGUUACUGCAUCGACACGUCGUUCAACAGCACCUGCGCAGAGAGCUGCCAAAAUUCUCUCAGACCCGUCAUUUUCGCAGACUUUCUUCGCCAUGCGACACUGCGGGAGCAAAACUGCAAGAGCGCACUGAGCUUGACUUCGACGUACAUCUGCAUCGACCUCUACUGCGGCGCUUCGACCCGGAAAAUGGCGCUGGCGCGCAUGAAUGAUACUUGGCGGCUGGAGCUACUCAUACCAUCAUCACUUCUUGUAUGGCUAGUAAAACUGCCGCUCGGUCCAUCUUCGUGGCUGAAGCGCCGGCUGCUUCUACCAGCGACCUUUGGCUACCGAUGCGCCCAGAGAACCUGGGGCUGCUCCGUGCCGCCGCGAAUACAGUCGCUCACAAUAUUUGCGUUCAUUGCCAUAAACACCGUGUUCUCGGUAAUCGGCUACCAACUGACCAAAGAAAAUUAUUACUUCGACAGCGUCCUCGAUCAAGCGCUUCGCUACGUGUCUGAUCGAACUGGAAUCAUAGCUUUUGUCAACUUCCCUUUGAUAUGGCUAUUUGGCAUGCGCAACAAUGUUGCCAUCUGGCUCACGGGGUCGGACUUUGGCACUUAUAACAGCUUUCACCGAUGGACAGCUCGCAUUGCGACAAUACAGGCAAUUGUGCAUUCCCUCGGGUAUAGCAUAAUAGUGCAUCGCCAGGGUGGCUGGUAUGGUUUGUACGCACAAUGCCUCGAGUAUGCAUACUGGCAGGCUGGAGUUUUGGUAGGCACGCCUCGAGUUUCAGCAAACACUCACUUACAACAAGCAGGCUACAGCACUCAUGUGCCUACUAAUACCACUGUCCAAGCCAGUCAUACGCAGGGUGAGUACGCCAUCGGUGCGCAGAAUGAGCCAGCAUCAAACUCACAAGUGCGUAGCCAUGUAUCCAUCUUUAAUGGCCGUUGGAACGGUUUUGUACGGGUCCCGACCUAUAUAUGGAUCUUUGAUCGCAUUGUGAGAGUAUUACGCUCCGCGGCUUUCAGCCCUCUGUCGUGGGGCAGCAAAGCGCGCGCAUCAUACUCCCAAGCCGCAGACAUUGUACAGGUGAGCGUGCCAGUGGAGUGGUACUCGCUACGUAAGCCAAAACCCGGCACGUUCUUUUACUUGACGGUUCUAUCGGACGUCAAGUCGAGAUUACAGAGUCACCCGUUUACAGUUGCCGCUGUGGUGACGAAACCGCCCGUCCAAGCGGAAGAGCGAACAGCCUUGCUUGCUCCCACCCAUUGCGACGACGGAAACGGCAAGACGCAGACGGCCAUUGGUUCAGCUUCGAUUGAAUUCUUAAUCCGGCCAUAUAAUGGUUUUACCGCCCAGUUGCGAGAGCUGGCGCUGGAUACAAAACAGUUCAAGGUACUUGUGGAAGGGCCCUACGGCACCAGCCAUCCUCUUCACACCUACAAUCAUGUCGUCUUUAUCGUAGGGGGCACAGGUAUCGUGACGCCCAUCUCAUACAUGCAUCGCUUAAUCGGAAACUCGAAACGCAAGCCGGUAGUGGAUCUGCAUUGGGCUGUUCGCGAACCUGCCUUUGCAAACAUGGUGUUAGAGCACUACCUUGGUGAAGCACUGAGAGCAGACAACAUUGAAGUGACGCUACACGCCUCGAGGUCCAUCGAUUUGCAGCCGCUCUUCUCGGAGUCUGUCUCGCAGCGCAUGGGCCGGCCCGCCAUCCCCGCCAUCAUAGCGGCCACGGCGACGGCUGCUGGACGAGGCCGUCUAGCUGUUGUGGCCUGUGGUCCGGAAGGCAUAUUGGACGACGCUAGACUUGGCGUCCUUUGCCUGGUAGACGUCGCAUGUAUCGGCGCCAGGGGCCACGCUUAG
Beauveria bassiana ARSEF 2860 is the source of this 1905-nucleotide messenger RNA. Its product is annotated as ferric reductase like transmembrane component. The record is from RefSeq and is a predicted model, not a curated record. Gene Ontology annotation, biological process: iron ion transport; intracellular iron ion homeostasis; copper ion import. The coding region runs from base 1 to 1905 and encodes 634 amino acids. Gene Ontology annotation, cellular component: plasma membrane. Gene Ontology annotation, molecular function: ferric-chelate reductase activity. The transcript is spliced from 7 exons. Lineage: Eukaryota; Fungi; Ascomycota; Sordariomycetes; Hypocreales; Cordycipitaceae.